CCACUGAGGGGUCUCGUCAUCUUCCUCUGCCUGCUUCAUCUGUGUGUUCAAGGCAUUCAGGGUGUGAACACUGUGUGUCUUGCUAAAAUGACCCAGUAUUUGUAUGACAAUGUCCAGCCAAAGACCGGACAAGGAGCUAAUGCUCAGUAUGCAUUAUCAAUCUAUGUCCCACCAGCUCAUUGUACAGAUAAACAUGCUAAUAUCGAGAAUGAGUUUGACAAGUUUCAAGCAACACAAGUGAAAAACCUUCUCAAUAACGGUGCCAAAUGUGAAUUUUGCACAAAGCAAAAAAAUGUCAUUGCUUCACGGCCAGUUAAAAUAGAUGAGAAAACAACAGAACAUUCUGAGCAUGUUCUGCUCUAUCCUGUAGGUAACUCUCUAAUGGACAAACUUCUAGCAAAGGCAAGAGACCAAAGCUGUGUAGUGUUCUAUUCAUACAACUCACCUUGUGUGAAAACAUGCCUUCAGAGUGCAGACAAUAUUCUGGAAGGCCUUAGAAAUUGGAUAAAUAAAAGAAAAGGCCAAAUGAACGCCUUUGUCUUCCAAGAGAUCUGGCAGAAGGACAAGGACAAGGAUCUCCAAACAGAAUUUCAAAACAUUGAUGCGAUAGUGCCUCUUUAUCGGUGUAUGAGAAACAGUAAUGUGAUGGAAUGUCGGAAAUGUGUGGAGAAUAAAGUUGUGGAUCCCUUCUGUCUGCCCACAAAGAAAUAAGUACUUUUCCUUUUCCAGGAAUCGCUUACAUCAGUGAUCAAACUGUGAUGUGUUAUUAGUGAAUGAUUUUCUCUACAUAACUUUCAUUGAGCUUUUAUUCUUUUUGCCCAGCAAACACAUUAGGCUAUCUACUCAAUCUGUGCCUGAUAAACGCAUGUAAUCACGUAUUCUUUGAGGCAUUGCAUAAUGUGUAACGU
Molecule: messenger RNA, 908 nt
Organism: Sinocyclocheilus grahami
Lineage: Eukaryota; Metazoa; Chordata; Actinopteri; Cypriniformes; Cyprinidae
Exons: 2
Coding region: 88-711 (207 amino acids)
Source: RefSeq, a predicted model, not a curated record